This is a messenger RNA of Trichosurus vulpecula (common brushtail), 3423 nucleotides long. It is a transcript of the gene CORO6, whose product is annotated as coronin 6. Gene Ontology annotation, biological process: cell migration; actin filament organization. Lineage: Eukaryota; Metazoa; Chordata; Mammalia; Diprotodontia; Phalangeridae. Gene Ontology annotation, molecular function: actin filament binding. The transcript has 13 exons. The record is from RefSeq and is a predicted model, not a curated record. Bases 875 to 2302 code for a protein of 475 amino acids.
UGCCCCUGCGGCCAGAGCAGCAAUGGGGGCGGCCCCUGGGGCGCUGUGCGGGCGCCCCUAGCUGAUAGAGACCCACCCGGGGCUCUUCGCCCUCCCUUAUCGAGGAGUCCCAGACCACUGGGGAAGGUAGAAGGCCUGGAGAAGUCAGUUCCUCAGUUUCCCUUUCUGAUCAAAGAAAAAGUUGAGCUAGCUGGGAACAGGAGGGGCGCCCUGCUUUCCCGCCGGGGGCCCUUGGACAGGUCAAGUUUUGGGGAGGGAGCUAAGGUUUGGGCUAAGAGGGGAGAGGUGCCCGGCUCCGCCCCUCCCUGCCCUGCCCCGCCCCGCUCUGGAGCCCCGGCUCCGCCCUCGCAGGUUGAUGGCAGCGGCAGCUGACUCUGCAGGGAACGAGCCCUGCCCGGCUGGGGAGAGACGAGGGGGCGCCGGAGUCUGGACCCCUCUGAGCCCGUACCGGAGGCGAGCCUCCGCCCGAGUACCAACGCCCGGACGCCCUGAGCCUUGAGCCCGCUGCUCUGGCCAAAUUUCGUCUGCAGAAGAGCCGCAGCAGCGAGUGGACUCCCUCCAACAACCCGACCUCCCGGCCCGGCAGCCCACACCACACCCUUCCCUCCCCGGCCCAGCUGCCGGCUCUGUACCAGGUAUCCGCACUGCCACAGAAGAGUCAGAAUUCCUAAUCUGCACUGGGUCACUGUUUCCUUGAGAGAACAAAAAGAGAUUAGCUGAAGGUGAAGCAGAACGGUCCCGGUUUGGAUUAGUGGUUGACUCUCUGGACUUCAGCUCCUUCCUCCUUAAGCUCUGAGAUCCCUUUCCAGCCUUAAAGCCCUUGGCCACAUAUUCCGCCCCUCAUGGAGUCCCACCUCCACCACCCCUCCCAGCCAUGAGCCGUCGAGUCGUCCGGCAAAGCAAGUUCCGGCACGUGUUUGGCCAGGCCGGGAAAGCCGAGCAGACAUACGAGGACAUCCGAGUGUCCAAGGUCACAUGGGACAGCUCCUUCUGCGCUGUCAACCCCAAAUUUCUGGCCAUCAUCGUAGAGGCUGGAGGGGGCGGGGCCUUCAUCGUGCUGCCCUUGGCUAAGACAGGACGUGUGGACAAGAACCACCCUACAGUCAAUGGACACACAGCGCCCGUGCUGGACAUAGACUGGUGUCCCCACAACGACAGCGUGAUUGCCAGUGCCUCUGAGGACACCACUAUCAUGGUAUGGCAGAUCCCAGACUACACACCAGUCCGGAACAUCACAGAACCCAUCGUCACGCUGGAAGGCCACUCCAAACGUGUGGGCAUCCUCUCCUGGCACCCCACAGCCCGGAACGUCCUGCUCAGCGCAGGAGGGGACAAUGUUAUCAUCAUCUGGAAUGUGGGCACAGGGGAGAUGUUGUUAAGCCUGGAUGACAUGCACCCCGACGUCAUCCACAGCGUCUGCUGGAAUGCCAACGGAAGCCUGCUCAGUACCACCUGCAAAGACAAGACCCUGCGAGUCAUAGACCCCCGAAAGGGCCAGGUGGUGGCGGAAAGGUUUGCUGCCCAUGAAGGGAUGAGGCCCAUGCGGGCCGUCUUCACACGCCAAGGUCACAUCUUCACCACGGGAUUUACCCGCAUGAGCCAGCGUGAGCUGGGCCUGUGGGACCCGAACAACUUUGAGGAACCCAUGGCGCUCCAAGAGAUGGACACCAGCAAUGGGGUCCUGCUUCCCUUCUAUGACCCCGAUUCCAGCAUAGUGUACCUGUGUGGUAAGGGGGACAGCAGCAUCCGGUACUUUGAGAUCACCGACGAGCCCCCCUUUGUCCACUACCUGAACACCUUCAGCAGCAAGGAGCCCCAGCGAGGCAUGGGCUUCAUGCCCAAGAGGGGCCUGGAUGUCAGCAAGUGUGAAAUUGCCAGAUUCUACAAGCUGCAUGAAAGGAAGUGUGAGCCCAUCAUCAUGACCGUACCCCGAAAGUCAGACCUGUUCCAGGAUGACCUAUACCCUGACACGCCAGGCCCUGAGCCGGCCCUGGAGGCAGAUGAAUGGCUAUCGGGCCAGGAUGCAGACCCUGUGCUGAUCUCCCUACGGGAUGGCUACGUGCCCCCCAAGAGCCGAGAACUUCGGGUCACCAAGCGCAAUGUCCUGGAUGUCCGGCCUCCUGCGGGCCCUCGACGCAGCCAGUCUGCCAGCGAUACCUCCUUCUCGCAGCAACAGCAGCAGCAGACCCUGGAGGCAUUACUUGAGGAAAUUAAGUCCCUCAGGGAGAGGGUCCAGGCUCAGGAAGAGCGAAUCACAGCCUUGGAGAACAUGCUUUGCGAAUUUGUCGAUGGCACUGACUAGCCUUGCCCCCCACCCCCGUCCCCAUGCCCUGCUCCUAUCUCCCUUCCUCUAACCCCAGGGUCAGAGGGGAGAACCUGGGGUAGGGUUGGGGUGGUCAUGAAUUGAAGCCAAGGGACUCCACCCCACAGAGGGGAGGGUGAAGAAGAAUAGGAUGCUUCCCCAGCUUUCCAAUGGGGAAUGGGGUGUAAAUCCUUGGCAGGAUUCACCUCUGAGAUAGGAGCUCAGCCCCUCUCAAUGGGACAUUCAUCCCCAACCUUGCGUGAACAGAGAGGGAGGGUGUAGGAAGGCAACACUGUAUACCCCCUGAGGGGUGGGGUUGAGGGACAUUGUUAGCAGUCAGUCAACAAGCAUUUAAUAAGCUCCUACUGUGUUCGAAGCAGAAAAGACAAAAAUGAACCUAUCCCUGUCCUCAAAGACCUUACAUUCUUUUGGAGGAAACUUGGGAUGUGAACUGAAGGCAGUGGGGGCAGUAGUGUGAAAAGUGAACUUUUUAGGCAAACCCUCAUGGUUAGAGGCAAGGGAGGAGAGACAAGAUGAAGACACCUUUGGGGAAUGUGAUGGCUAGUGGGGAAUGGCCCCUUCUGCCCUGGUUUUUUCCUUCCCUUCCCUUUCUCUGCCCAGCCACUAUACGGGUUGGAGGAGACCUGGGGAGGGAGAGGUUUCACAUUAGCUGGGCUCUAGAAGUAGGGGCUUAGCUCCAGUCCUAGUGUAGGAGAUCCAAGAAGGCAGAGACUUUCUAUUUCAUCACUGAAGGGGGUAAGGGGGGGGGGAGGGUUCUCUCUGGGAUGGGCAGGGGGAGAAAACCCCACAGGAAAGGACAGAAGCCUGAAGGGCCUCCCAGGCCCCUCACCCAUGGUUGGGUGACAUCCCCUCCUCCGUCUCAGAUCUCACCAUCCACCUCCCCAACAGCACAUGGGCUCCUAUCCUGGUGUGUGAAGGCUGCCACCACACACACACACCCUCUCUUCACACUAGGCCAGGUGUGAAGGUAUGGCUUGGAAUAGAGCAGAUUCUCCACCCCCUCCCUUGCCCCUGUCUUUCCCUGGCCCUCAUCAUGGGCUCUUCUCUUUAAAAAGGAACUUGUGGAGGAUCGAAAAAGUAAAUAUUUUAUUAAAUAUUCA